Adineta steineri is the source of this 1023-nucleotide messenger RNA. The record is from the annotation of a GenBank genome assembly. Lineage: Eukaryota; Metazoa; Rotifera; Eurotatoria; Adinetida; Adinetidae.
AUGUUUCUCAAUCAAACAACAUACUCUACUAGCAAUGGUCCAGCUGCAGUAGUACUAUUCGAUGUAAAUAACGAUAGCAACCUCGAUAUUGCUGUUGCAAACUACAAUUCAAACAAUCUCGGAAUUCUCCGUAAUGCAGGAAAUGGCACAUUCUUGACUCAAGUUACUUAUUCAACAAGUGUUAAUCCAGCAGCAGUUGCAACAGGCGAUUUAAAUAGUGACAACAAACUCGAUAUCGUUGUCGCUAACUAUGGUUCUAAAAACAUUGGUGUUUUCUUGAACGCAGGUAAUGGCAUAUUUCUUUCCCAAAUUGCUUAUGCAGUUGGCAAUAAUCCACGAGAAGUAAAAAUAGUCGAUGUGAAUAAUGACAAUAAACUCGAUAUAAUUGUCGCAAACCAAGGUUCAAAUACUGUCGGUGUUCUUCUUAACACAGGCAACGGUACUUUUCUCAAUCAAAUGAUUUACUCGGUUGGUAGUAGCCCAUAUUUCUUAGCAAUAGCUGAUGUAAAUGGCGACAAUACACUUGAUAUUAUUGUCGCAAAUCAAGGUUCGAACAACGUCGGCAUUCUUAUCAAUACCGGUAAUGGCACAUUUACUUCUCAAGUUACUUACUCAGUUGGUACGUUCCCAACACCAAUUGUAGCAGCGGAUGUAAAUAGUGAUAACAAAUGCGAUAUUAUUGUUGGAAAUUUUAAUUCGAACAACGUUGGAGUUCUCCUCAAUGCUGGAAAUGGCACAUUUUUCACUCAAAUUACUUACGCAACUAGUUCCAAUCCACGAGCAGUGGUAGUAAACGAUGUGAAUAACGAUAAUAAACUCGAUAUAAUUGUUGCAAACUCCAACGCUACCAACAUCGGCGUUCUGAUCAAUGCAGGCAAUGGUACCUUUCUCAGUCAGACUACUUACGCAUCUGGUAGUACUCCAAUAUCAGUUGCAAUAGGUGAUGUAAAUAACGAUAACCAACUCGAUAUUGUUGUCGCAAACUAUGGUUCCGCUAAUGUUAGUGUUCUUUUACAUUGCUAA